CGCACUCUCUCACUUCCCAUUUUUUGUUCCUCUCUCUCUCUCUCUGUCUCUGGAUCUUCAUUUUUAAUCGGAGAUUUCCAUUUUUUAUCGCCGGAAAUUAAUUUACAGAGAUCAAAAGAACGCCGGAGAUAAUUUUCCGCCUGACAUGGAAGAAAAAUGGAAGCUUUCAAAGAAGGAAUCGGGUUGUUCUUCUUCGUCCAAGUCUUUCUUCUCCAGAAGCGGUUCCACCAGAAGCACUUCCUCGAAACUACCAUUGCUAAGAAGCUUAUCACAAAAGCACACUCCUUCCUCCUCCGCCGCCGCCGCGACGGCCGCCACCUCUGGCAAAUCCCCUUCCGAUCUCCGCCGCAGCUCCUCCCAAAAAAACUCCUCCUCUUCAUCCAUUGGCCACAAAUGUAGCAGCUUGGCUAAAGAGCAAAAGGCUAGAUUUUACAUCAUGCGCCGAUGUGUCGCUAUGCUUGUUUGUUGGCAUAAACAUGGCGAUCCAUGAAGCUCCAUUAAGCAUUUUAGCCUUCGUGGAUCUUAAGGUUGUUUUUUUUUUUUUUUUUUUU
Molecule: messenger RNA, 551 nt
Organism: Cucurbita maxima (winter squash)
Lineage: Eukaryota; Viridiplantae; Streptophyta; Magnoliopsida; Cucurbitales; Cucurbitaceae
Exons: 1
Coding region: 146-490 (114 amino acids)
Biological process (GO): negative regulation of cell population proliferation
Source: RefSeq, a predicted model, not a curated record